Molecule: messenger RNA, 2256 nt
Organism: Cylas formicarius (sweet potato weevil)
Lineage: Eukaryota; Metazoa; Arthropoda; Insecta; Coleoptera; Brentidae
Exons: 6
Coding region: 737-2236 (499 amino acids)
Source: RefSeq, a predicted model, not a curated record
ACUUGGAACUCUCUUAAAACAAUGAAAUCUAAAUCGAGAUUCUAAUUGAAUUCCAUUCAAAGAUUUAGAUAACACACGACGCUACGACUGCAAUUAAGUUAAAAUCAACAAUAACAAAUGAUUAACGUUGCCGCGAAGUAUUAUCAUCGAAGAUGUAUGGACUAUAAAACGUUCAUCGCAAAAAUAAUUAAGUAAAUUUAUAAGGCGCGUCGACGAUGUCAACGAGCACACCGACGCCCAACGUCGCCUGGAAAAACGCCGCGCCGGGCCGUUUUGACGUCAUCUAAAACGAGGUCACUAUGGCAACGACGUUGUCACGUAGUACGUCAGCCUCUAACUGCUGUUGCUGUUCGUUUCGACUUCAUACGCCAAUCGACUUAAAGAGAAGUUUAGAAGUUUAAAAAACACGUGUUUCGACGAAAUAGGAUGUGGUGUCCAAGCAGAAAAAAAUGUAUUUGUUUUCGAUCAUCUCAACCUUACAAACUAGCCAAAAAAAUGUAAAGUAGAGGAAUUUCCACUAUCAUUCUCUGUCUUGACUUCACAAUAUUACAUUGAUUAUGUCAUUAUAAAAUGACAUUGAUGCCGUCAUAGGGCACGUUUUUCAAUUUUUCUAAACAAUCAUUGUCGAACAGCUGUUACAAAGUGGGCCAAAAUCACGUAGAGACCGUAUUGUACAACCUAACCUUAUAUUUCAAAAAAAAACGGAAUUGUUUUUAGUAUAAAUUUUGUGUUAACGAUGACUCAAAGACCCAAAGGGUCUAAUAUGAAUUUGCCAAACCUGACACCAGAAUUGCACGCUACAAAGCAUUCGAAAAGAGGCAAACCAAAUUUGUCGGUACCUUCCACAGCGACACCUUCCCAGCAUAGACAUAGAGAGCGUUAUGUUUCUGGAAGCGCGAAAUCAGAAUAUUCUAACAACCAUCUGAUUAGAGGCAACGCUACUGCCAAGCAACAAAAUAUUCCCUCUCCAGGCAGUCCUAUUGAUGUAAUUCAAUAUAGUGCGUCCAACGAUUCGCCACUUGUGGAAGUAACGGUUAAACAUUCAAAUAUGCCAAAACAACGUUCAAAGUCGACGGUGAGCGGACGUGAACCUUGGGCGCACCUGUUAAAAAAUCAAAAAACAGGCGGCAACCAGUCUGUUUUUAGUAAUUUUGAUCCUUUGAGGACUUUACACUUUUUGGCCAAAGAGCUUCAAAUUCAUUUGCAAGCUUUGCUACCUAAUGAAAGAAAUGUUCAAGAAAUAGUGACAGCUAUACAAGGUGCUUUGAAAAGAGUGCCACCUGAAGUGGCCUCGACAAUACAUCUACAACAGACCAUUGAGUUGCUUCCUAAUGUUAGAAAGAGUGCCAGUUUGUACACACUUGAAAGUGACAUACCAGUAAGUUGGGGUGGCUAUAUAAUAACAUUACAAAACUGGACAUCAAUUUUAAAGGAGAAGCUUUCGAAACCCAUGAUAGAAAAAAGUGUCCAAACCGAUUGGUACGACCAUGAAGAAGAGGAAUUGUAUAGAACACUGAUGAGAGAAAACACUAUAAAACUCGAAGCGAGCUGCCGUCAUUUGGAGCAAAUUGGCUGCCAACUGAAAAAUGAUAAGAUUUACUUGGAAACUCAACUGCAAAAUGAACGUGCGAGCUUGGAAUUUUUUAAACAAAGGGUUGAGGACUUGGAGGAUCUAAACCGGAACCUUCUGCAAAAAGUCUCAAAGAGGGACGAGGAGUUAAGAACGCUUCAGGUUGAAGCAACAUCCCUUAGAUCUGAGUUAGAGGGUGUCAAAUCAACUACUUCUCUCUUGGAAGGGCUGAAACAGUCUAAAACGUGUUUGGAACAAGAGAUAACGAAAGUUAAGCACCAGCUGCGUCUGUGCUCUUUGGAAAAGGAGAAGUACGCGGCUAUUUUGACCAUCAGAAAUCGGCAAAUCGGUGAAAUCAGAAGCGAAAUGACCCAGCUUCAGGAAGUGGUCAAUGAUUUGCUGGUAGAAGUCAACAGCAACGCCACGGCGAUGGCGCCAAGAGAUGGUGCAGUCGCUUGGAAUGGCGAAACAAAUAAGGAAAAUAUGGAAAUGGAUUCCAUAUCUAGCAUACAUGGAGAAGAUGGAAGAGAUAUGCAAUCGGGAGAUACCCAACAAUAUAGAGGGCGCAAGUUUGGGUCUGAGACCAUGGUUAAUAUAAGGGACAUGUUCAACGAAUAUAAGAAACAAGCGGACGCCCUAAUGAACCCUACCGGAACAAAGGGAUGAGUUUUCUGAUUUUUUUAACA